AAUGCUCUUCCUUCUCUCCGUUGAUUCGAAAUCUUCUUGAAUCCGGGUCUUCCUUUCUGGUCACGAUCUUAUACAUCCAGGGUUGUUGCAAAAGGAGGCUUGAAGAAAAUGUCUUGGCUAACCUUGAAGCUUCCACCUUAGUUUCUUCUUUGGAAGUCAUGUUGAUUCAGAUGGUUCAACAAACAAUAGACUCUAAAUUCAGUGAAUAUGGGAUGGGAAGUACUGAAAAUGACUCGCCUACUUGUGAUUUGCAACAUUCUGUUGCUGUAAAGAAGACAGCUUUGAGAGAUCUGCAGAAUGAUAAUAGAAUUAUGAUGCCCAACUCUACUGAAAACUCUCCACUUCUGAAGGAUAGAAAUCCAAUUAGUGAUGCCCUUGAAGUUUCUGGUGCCAAAAAGCCCUCACUUGAGUGCCCUGAAAGCCCCCCUCAAUACCAAUCUCCAAGCAGCAAUGCUGCAAAUGGGCAUCUUGUCUAUGUCCGUAGAAAAUCUGAAGCAGAACUAGGCAAGAGCAGCACUGGUGAUAGCACGAGCAUUAAUGCCGAAUGCCUGCAGUCAAGGAAACUCAAUCACCAGGAGGAGACCACUCGACCUAAAUCCCAGAUGGAGCCAAAGGUCUCUUGUUUUCCGGCAUUUGCUCCUCUUCCAAUGGUGGCAUCCAUGAGCUCAUCUGGAAAACCUUCAGUUCCUCAUAAUCUUGGGAAGCCUAGUAUGAUGUUAGCACCAGUAGAGCCCAAUAACCAUCCUGUUGCUUCUGCUGCCCCGUUCUUAAGUAAUCCAAAGGGAUCAUGGGAAGAACGAUACCAUCAACUGCAGAUGUUCUUAAGAAAAUUGGACGAAGCUGAUCAAGAGGAUUAUCUCCAGACGCUUCGCACGUUCUCUCCAGUUGAACUCAGCAGAUAUGCUGUUGAGGUGGAAAAGAGAUCGAUUCAGCUUUCGCUGGAGGAAGCAAAAGAGUUGCAGCGGGUAACUGCUUUGAAUGUCCUGGGAAAAUGUAUAAUGGAUUUUAAAGCACCCUCAACUCAUCAAGACCGUUUAGAGAAGUGAGAGGACAGGGUGAACACUAUAUGUGUAUUGGGCAAAGAUAGUUUGCAGACAACCCGUGCUUAACUCUCUUUUCCCCCCCUUUUCUCAGGCUUCUCUGCUGUGCUCAUCCUCCCACUUUGGUUGGUACUCACUGUAAUAUUGUGAUUGCCACUGUAAUUUUCCAUGUCUAGUAGUGAGAUGCUAUGGACAAUAUGAAAUUGUUACUGCGUUAGGUUGAGAGAAAGGAUAUAGAAAAACGAGUGUUUAACUGUGAUGCAUUGCUUCUGUUUCCACUGGGGGCCGUAUCUCUGUAUAUAAAUGCAAGUUAAGAGUAA
This is a messenger RNA of Carya illinoinensis, 1360 nucleotides long. RefSeq lists its product as uncharacterized. The record is from RefSeq and is a predicted model, not a curated record. The coding region runs from base 159 to 1046 and encodes 295 amino acids. Lineage: Eukaryota; Viridiplantae; Streptophyta; Magnoliopsida; Fagales; Juglandaceae. The transcript has 5 exons.